Molecule: messenger RNA, 1078 nt
Organism: Leptopilina heterotoma
Lineage: Eukaryota; Metazoa; Arthropoda; Insecta; Hymenoptera; Figitidae
Exons: 3
Coding region: 198-566 (122 amino acids)
Source: RefSeq, a predicted model, not a curated record
ACGCAACUGUACAUAUCUAAACUCUAACCGUAUCACUUUCUCUCUUUACGCAUGAGAGAAAAGAAUCGUCGCGCGCUGGACGCUCUGUCCUUUUCUGUGCAAGAGAAAACAUCUCGUAUCUCGAGAGAGAAUAUUACAGAAUUCAAAUUUACCACACUGCGAUCCAUACAGUACUCCCCCCCAAGUGUAACGAUACAAUGCAAUAUGCAACGAUGCAAGGGAGAAAUAGGACGCGACGAAUCGAAGUUGGUCGGGAACCACUGUUUCUAUUACUUAGAAAUAUAUUUUCCCGACAAUCUUUACGUCCUUGGAGUCCUUGGUGUGUUGAUUUUGAAUUGUCCUCGAUUACUUCAAUUAUUUAUAGACAUCAGUUGGAGCUUGACCGUGUCCACAGCGUUGACCUCUCAUUCACCUUAUCUCUGAUGAUGCUUCCUCGAAGUCUCGAACACGGUGGCCAUGAGAAAAUUUACAAAUUUAAGGAAGGGAAACUGUUAUUUCAGCAGAUGGGAACUAUUAUUCGUCCGUAUGAAGAAAAUACUUUAAGAAGUGGUCUCAAGGAGAAGUAAUCCUUGACAGGAAGAACCUUGUAAUGUUGUGGAAAGCUUCCUGUUAUCGUCCUAAGUUCUGGGACCAGCUGUAAAAUUUUGUGAAGUGAAUAAAAUUUCUAAGAUUUAAAAGAAUAAAUUUUCAGGAAAAGAUUUUUUUUGGAGUAAGUGAUAAUAUAAGGAAAGUGUUGUAAGUUGGUUUUUCAAUCAUGGAACAAGAAUUAAGGUUGGAAAAAUGUGCUGCUGCCGGCUCCAUUAUGGCGUCCGUUGAAAAGGAAUCAUGUGCUUCCUAUCAAACACGUGCUUGGAGAGAAUUUUGCAGUUUUUCCACCGUAGAGUCCAGAAAAUUUUGAAAAUUUUUUCACCAACACUUUCUUGAUUUUUUUUUUAAAUGUUAAUCAUCACUUUAGUCACUUUUCCAUACUGGAUGCACGAGUUAUGCACAGAUUCAAAUUUCGUGCAUGUGCUAGUCGGGGUCACCACUAUGGGAUUUUGGCGUUAAUAUUUAAAUGAUAUUUAUAUAGAAAGAUAAC